AAAGUCGUUAGCCUUGCGGAGGGGUUGAUGACUUUUUGGCGACGAUCGGAGGGUCGGAUGAAAUAUAGUUACUACUUUUGAUACGACAACCCCGCCUUUUGCGAAUAUAAAUCGCUGAAAUGGAGGAAGAUAGAGCGGAAGGAAAUCUAGGGAUUGCGGCGGAUCUCGAAGAAAACCAGGAGCCUGUCGUCCAGAGGCAGCCGAAGAAGAGGUUUGUGGGGAGACGGGCGGCUGCUGAGAAUGCAGCGAAGGGUGCGGAGAGUGGGACGUCUAUUGAGACUGCGGUGCAAGUUGCAACCCCCCGGCGGACACCCCGGCAACUAAACCAAGUCCCGCCUGAGAUCCUCAACGAUCCCGACAUCAACGCCGCCAUCGCCCUCCUCCCCCCCAACUACUCCUUCGAACUCCACAAAACCAUCCACCGCAUCCGCACCAACGGCUCCACCAAAGUCGCCCUCCAAAUGCCCGAAGGCCUCCUCCUCUUCGCCACCACCAUCUCCGACAUCCUCACCCAGUUCUGCCCGGGCAUCGAAACCGUCAUCAUGGGCGACGUCACCUACGGCGCCUGCUGCAUCGACGACUAUACCGCCCGCGCCCUCGGCUGCGACCUACUCGUUCACUACGCCCAUUCCUGCCUCAUCCCCGUGGACGUCACGAAGAUAAAGACCCUCUACGUCUUCGUCGACAUCUCCAUCGACACCGCGCAUCUCCUCGCAACCAUCACCCGCAACUUCGCCGCCGGAAAGACAAUCGCAAUGGUCGGCACGAUCCAGUUCAACGCCACGCUGCACGGCGUCCGCGCCCCCCUCGAAGCAGCAGGCUUUAAAGUCCUGAUCCCCCAGAUCUCACCCCUCAGCAAAGGCGAGAUCCUCGGCUGCACGUCGCCGAAGCUUGACGCGGAUGGCGUGGAUUACAUCCUCUACCUUGGAGACGGCCGCUUCCACCUCGAGAGCGCCAUGAUCCACAACCCCUCCAUCCACGCCUACCGCUACGACCCCUACUCCCGCCGCCUCACCCGCGAACUCUACGACCACGCCGAGAUGCACGGUCUCCGGCGGUCGGCCAUCCACGCCGCUAAAUCAGCCAAAAAAUGGGGUCUAAUCCUCGGUUCCCUCGGACGCCAGGGAAACCCUCACACGAUGUCUUUGAUCGAGAAGAAACUCACCGAGCGAGGGAUUCCCUACAUCUACCUCCUCCUCUCGGAGAUCUUUCCGGGGAAACUGGCGAUGAUGGAGGAGGUGGAGUGUUGGGUGCAGGUUGCGUGUCCGAGGUUGAGUAUUGAUUGGGGGUAUGCGUUUCCGAGACCGCUUUUGACGCCGUAUGAGGCGCUGAUUGUGUUGGGGGAGAAAGAGGAUUGGAAGGGGAGUGGGGAUGUUUAUCCGAUGGAUUAUUAUGGGAAGGAGGGGUUGGGGAGGGUUAAGGAGGCGGUUGUUACGGCGGCGUAGGGGGGGGGGGUAUGCGCGGAUAGGAAGAAUAUGGGAUGAACUGGAGUUAGGUUGUGGUGAAGCUGGCAUGCGCGGCUUGGAAGAAGAAGGAAUGAACUGGAGACAGAAUGGGGGUGGAGCUGGUAUGCUCAGCUAGCAGGAAGAGGCAAGGAACUGGAGUCAGCGGGAUAUCGGCUCACACGGCGAUGAGGGCAGGGAGUUACUAUACAGCGACCUACUCAUCAAGAUGGCCACAUCUGAUCUGCGCUCUUCAAGGUGUGGUCGCCCACGAUGCGAGUUAGUCUCACCCCUUCACCCCUCCCCGGAACAGACCGGCAGUCAACCCUCCCACCUGCCAAUAGCGGCAAAGGAGCACGCGUACUCCCCACAUCUCGUUGGAGAAGGGGAACGGCACGAGCCCAUUCUUCUCAUCCCAUCCGGAGAUGGAGGGCUGAAGAGGGGCACGACAUGAUGCUGGUUGUCCCAGAUACGUGGUGGUGCUUCAUGGGGCGUUGAAGGGGAGAGUUUCGGGUCAAUAGAUAUAGGGAUACAGAUUUGCAUAUUGGUAGCACAUAGCAGGCAGAUUCCGGAAACUGCAGCCUUGAUGGUUGAAACUGAUGAAGCCGUUUCUGGAGCUCUGACUGAUGCCUAGAUGAAAUGCCAUGAGUGAUGCGGGG
Molecule: messenger RNA, 2101 nt
Organism: Pseudogymnoascus verrucosus
Lineage: Eukaryota; Fungi; Ascomycota; Leotiomycetes; Thelebolales; Thelebolaceae
Gene: DPH1
Product: Diphthamide biosynthesis protein 1
Exons: 2
Coding region: 120-1445 (441 amino acids)
Biological process (GO): protein histidyl modification to diphthamide
Molecular function (GO): 2-(3-amino-3-carboxypropyl)histidine synthase activity
Source: RefSeq, a predicted model, not a curated record